UAAUGUCGUCAAAGUUCCUAAAAAGCCAGUGGAAUCGCCCUCUGCAAAUACACUGAAACCACGACUCGGAAGCUAACUUCAGCGUCUAAAGUUCUGUGGACAUAAUUCAGCUGCCACUGAAAGAAACCAUGGCAAAGGGUCGUCAGGCCAACCAGGAGCUCACCGAGGUGCUAAAUAAACUUUGGCGCCUUGAUAGCAACCGCCUCAAACCGGGAACUGAUUAUGUCAUUUCUCUCCAGGGGAAGGCAGGUUAUGUGACACAGGGAACUAACAAUGCAAAAGACUGUGCCCACGCUCCUCUCUUCUCAUACGUCAAUGAAGAAAAACUGAAGACGAUUAAGACAUAUGAACAUUUCAUCAACUUGCUGGACAACUAUGAGAUGUCCACGGGCGUUUCAGAGACCGUCACAUCGGAGGAGAUGAAAGAGAACAAGCUUUUUCUCAACGCCAUCAUGGAGACUGAUGUUAUGAAGUGUGCUCAUGACUAUCUGGUCAAGAAGGGCCAAUCACCGUCUGACCCUGCACAGUUCAAGAAGCAGCUGUAUGACAUCUGGUUCCGCCUCUACCACAGGGACAGGAGUGGAGGUGAGGAUUCUUGUGGAUUUGAACAUGUGUUUGUUGGAGAGACCAAAUUUGGCAAGGAGAUAAUGGGCCUUCACAACUGGAUCCAGUUUUAUCUGCAGGAGAAGCGCGGCAAUGUCGACUACAAAGGCUACAAAGCACGAGACAACAAAGACAGACCUGAUGAGGACGACCACAUGCUGAACCUGCAGUUCAGUUGGAAAGGCUUGGUGAAGCCAAUUGGCGGCUCCUUCAUUGGUGUCAGUCCAGAGUUCGAGGUUGCUCUUUUUACCAUCAUCUUCCUCAUGUCGACUGAGAAGAUGACAUCUGUGGUGGUCAAAGUGGAUGAGUACAUGCUGGAGCUGGUCGUCUAUCGACAUGGCCAGUCCAUUGGCACAUCCUUCCCCAAACUGCUCAGCAGCAACAACAGGGAUUUGUGAUUUCACAUCCACCUGAUUUGUUAACGGUCCUUAAGAGUGACUGAUAAUUUUUUUUAUUCUUUUACUUAGUUUAUGUGCAGUUUAACCUCUCAAAACAAACCCGGAGCAGGGUGCUAUCUUUGCAUUUAAAAUCUAAACCUGAUCUUGACUGGUAUUAUGGAAGGAAUAAAGAUGGUUAUUAUUCAUUCAGUUAAUCAUUGUAUUCUGUUUGAGAGUAAAUAAAACAUUUGUUAACACUUAA
Molecule: messenger RNA, 1242 nt
Organism: Melanotaenia boesemani (Boeseman's rainbowfish)
Lineage: Eukaryota; Metazoa; Chordata; Actinopteri; Atheriniformes; Melanotaeniidae
Product: poly(U)-specific endoribonuclease-C-like
Exons: 7
Coding region: 129-1001 (290 amino acids)
Molecular function (GO): RNA endonuclease activity
Source: RefSeq, a predicted model, not a curated record